CCUAAUGGGGAACCUCUUACCCAUUAGCAGAAUUAUUAUUGUAAAAGAACCUGAUUGGAAAUUAUGGAUUUUUAGACAUCAGUAGAUACCUGCGAUUUAAUAAUAGAUGCAUGAAGGUAACAAAACUGGAUCAGCAGCACUUUGAUAGCUAUGAUCUAUUUACAACUAUCCAGCAAGCAAGGAGUUAACCAGCCAGCCUUUUGGAAGAGGAAAUGAAGGCUUGUGUGGUCUGAUGUACUGUGACAGCAGCUUUGGGUAUGUUUAUCAGGAGGAGAAAAUUCAGUGUCAAAAGCCCAUUCAACUUCGUAGCUUCCUUUCUUUUAUCCUUCAGCUUCUGAGAACCAAUAUGUUGCAUCAGAUAGCCUUGUUGGCCACUGUAACCAUUUUGGGAGUGUUGGAACAAGCCUAUUUUGCCAUGCAGGUGAUCUAUGCUCGGCGGAAAUGCAAAGUAUCUCCUCCUGGUGUAUCUGGUCCACCAGAAUUUGAAAGAAUCUUCAGAGCCCAAGUGAAUUGCUCAGAAUACUUCCCAAUAUUUCUCUCUCUCUUGUGGGUGGCUGGAGUCUUUUUCCAUCAAGGAUUGGCUGCGUUCUGUGGAUUAAUUUACCUGUAUGCUCGCUAUCAGUAUUUCAGUGGAUAUGCUUGGACUGCACAAGGAAGGGUUAGCUGCUUUGUGCAAAGAAGAGCUGGAACAAAAAAAGUUAAGUUUAUACACAUGACGAGCAAGACAGCAAGAGAAUGAAAUACAACCUGCCUCUCAGAUGAACUUUGUUGUAGUGCUGGGGAGAAUGGAUGAAGAAACAAUGAGUGACUUCCAAAAGUUAAGGGGAUCCUUCCCAUUCUGCAUCCCACAAACCCCACGCACUCACCGUUCAAUGCGUAACGGCUUAAAGAAACGGAAACGUAUGAAGUCACCCAUGGUAGGGGUAAAUGCCCAAAAGAAAUCUUCUCUC
Messenger RNA from Eublepharis macularius, 950 nucleotides. RefSeq names its product leukotriene C4 synthase (gene LTC4S). The transcript has 5 exons. The record is from RefSeq and is a predicted model, not a curated record. NCBI's taxonomy places the organism in Eukaryota, Metazoa, Chordata, Lepidosauria, Squamata, Eublepharidae. Gene Ontology annotation, cellular component: endoplasmic reticulum; nuclear envelope; membrane. Gene Ontology annotation, biological process: leukotriene biosynthetic process. Gene Ontology annotation, molecular function: glutathione peroxidase activity; enzyme activator activity; leukotriene-C4 synthase activity. The coding region runs from base 233 to 739 and encodes 168 amino acids.